Sinocyclocheilus grahami is the source of this 340-nucleotide messenger RNA. RefSeq names its product rapamycin-insensitive companion of mTOR-like. The annotation marks the transcript as partial. The record is from RefSeq and is a predicted model, not a curated record. The transcript is spliced from 4 exons. Lineage: Eukaryota; Metazoa; Chordata; Actinopteri; Cypriniformes; Cyprinidae.
GUGUUCUGGGAAAAGGUAUUCUGAGCCGUUCAGCUCCCACCGCAGAGUGCCCAGAACCCUUGUGCCAUGGUUUUUGAAAGCUCUGAGUUUUGCGUCUCUGGAUAAGGAGGACUUAUUGAGUCCAAUCAAUCACUCCACCCUGCAGCGCUCCUCUUCCCUGCGCUCCAUGGUCUCUAGCGCCACCUUCGGCUGCAGUGAGGACUACAUCGGCCUGGCACUGCCCCUGGACAUCAACCACAUGUUUCAGAUUAAAGAAACAUCAUAUUUCCAGAAGAGAACAAGCCCCCCUGCUGGAGAAAAAUCAUCCAAGUUUCUUUUUGGAGAAUCUGAUGAUUUUUAA